CUUUUUUGUUGUGUAUAGAUGCCGGUUUAGAGAGGGAGGAGACAAAUUAGUAUGCGUACCCACGUCCUUGUGUGGACACUCGCACACCCCACUUGCACACACAUAUUUAUUUUGCGUAUAUAACUUUUCACUACUGUUCGUGCGUGUCCUUCUUACACAAUUGCGAUCAUCGGAACGUCAUUCAUCAGAGAUGCGAUAAUCUCUAAAGUGAACUUUAGAUUUAGGUGAUAAAACUUCAGAAUAACAAAUAAAAAGGCAAAGAUACUAUUACAACACAGACAGAGAGACUUAGUAACAAACGAAUACAUAGAUUAAGUAGAUGGGCAUUUUUGUCGGAAACGUUUUGUUUUCCCCAUUCACGCUAAUGACUCAAUUGUUGAGCUUCCUUAUAUCUUGAAUGUUAGUUUUUCCGUUUGUUUGCAAUUUAUUAUUUAAAAAUGAAGUUUGAUGACAUUCUAAAGACGGUCGGAGAGUUCGGACCCUACCAGCAACGUGUCUAUGUGAUCUCACUAAUAUUUAAGUUCACCGUUUCUUGGGCAACGAUGAUAUCAGUUUUCAUGAAUGCUUCCGUUGACCACUGGUGUGCGACUCCAGAAUGGGAUCCUGGAUGUGAAAAAUAUGGAUUAUCGGAUGAAGCUUGCGAACAAGCCCAGAAAAAUGGUAGCAUCCCGUCUAACUACACAUCAGAUGGAGAGCUGGUCUACGCACAGUGUGAGAAAUAUAAUGUGUCAGGAGUGGGAUUCUGGCCUAGCAUAGAUCCGUCCAAUUACAGCAGCGCAACGACAUCAUGUGAAGAUGGAUGGGUAUACGAUGAUAGCCAAUACGAGACAACGACAGUAACAGAUUUUGAUCUGGUAUGUGGCAAAGGUGACCUUACCCAAGUUUCUCAAUCAAUAUACUACGGAGGUUUCUUGGCUGGAUCUAUAUUCUUCGGAAUCCUCUCAGAUAUAAUUGGUCGCUGGUGGACACUCUUUCUUACUAACCUUGUUUCUCUUAUAUCUGGAGUGGCGAUCGUCUUUUCGCCGACAUGGUGGUUCUUUGCCACGAUGCGUUUCUUCAUGGGUUUCGGAAACAUUGCCUUCAACAUCACCCUGUAUGUGAUAGGGACGGAGUACAUCGGACCAUCAAAGAGAUCCCUGAUCAUUCUAGUCUCUACCACCUAUGCUCUUGGCUACAUGUUCCUUGCUCUUCCUGCUUAUUUCAUCCGAUCCUGGCGUCUUCUGACACUCAUCGUAACGCUGCCUCUCCUAUUUCUAUUCAUAUGUUUUAUAUGGCUACCCGAGUCUGCAAGAUGGCUUAUAUCUGUGGGGAAAUAUGACAAGGCCGAAAAAGUUAUCAGCAAAGUGGCCGAAGUCAACAAAGCCGAACUACCGAAGCCAUUGUUUACAAAAGAAUACAGGGAAGAAGAGGAUCAAAUCCGCAAGGCACAUCGACCAUCUGGUCUCGAUCUGAUCCGCACACCUAGAAUGAGAAUGAGGACCAUAAACUUGGUCUUUAUAUGGAUGGUGAAUGCUAUGGUCUAUCACGGCCUGUCUCUGAAUAGUUCAAAUCUAGGUGUCAACGACUACGUCGCCUUCGCGAUCACUGGUGGUAUCGAAAUCCCAGCUUACUUUAUGGAUAUAUUCAUCGUAGAAUUCUUUGGUCGGAGAUUCAGUCUCUUCUUCUGCUUGAUGGUUGGUGGUUUGGCUUGCCUGUCAAGUGCCUUUAUACCAUCUGGCGUUGCCUUGACAACUGUUGCUAUGGUGGGAAAGUUUGGAAUUACCGGUUCAUUUGCAGUAAUAUAUCUAUACACUGUCGAGCUUUAUCCGACAAAUAUAAGGGGUGUGGCCAUCGGCAACUGCUCCAUGUUCUCCCGAGUGGCAAGUAUUUCAGCACCUUUGGUACUCAUCUUGGCGAAGUACUGGGACCCUCUACCCCUUGUCAUCUACGGGUCUCUGUCUGUCAUUGCUUCUCUAUCGGCCCUUGCUCUGCCCGAAACAAGGGGAAGGAAACUACCAGAGACGCUAGAAGAAGGGGAACAAUUCGGACUGAAAACUACCCAUGUUGAUGAAAGCAUUGAAGAGAAAGACCACGACGCUUAUGAGAAUGGACUCACACAUAGCGAGAAAGACAUGAUAAGUUCAGGGACAGCUCAUCAGAACCCAGCAUUCAUUAUGGAGGACGACAAGUGAGGGCGCUACACCUAAAUCUUUGGAAAUUUAGAACUUCAUUCGAGGGCUCACAGGCCUAAUUCAUUUUCCAUAUAAUAAAUUCGUGUGUUAAAGUGGCAUUUAAAAAGAAUUCAUUAAAAAUAAGGAGGAAAUUCGAGGGUUAAAUGUUUACUACCAAUGGAUAAGAUAAAUCUCUGACAUUCCAUAUCUGACCAGAAAAGUUUAAAGAUAAAUCAGCAUUUAUGAAGACUACACCUGACGGGA
Molecule: messenger RNA, 2414 nt
Organism: Lytechinus variegatus (green sea urchin)
Lineage: Eukaryota; Metazoa; Echinodermata; Echinoidea; Temnopleuroida; Toxopneustidae
Product: organic cation transporter protein-like
Exons: 11
Coding region: 438-2171 (577 amino acids)
Biological process (GO): transmembrane transport
Cellular component (GO): membrane
Molecular function (GO): transmembrane transporter activity
Source: RefSeq, a predicted model, not a curated record